CGAAGGAAACAGCGGAGAGGCCGCAGAGAGUCACAAACUCACUGAUCUGAUUAAUUCAGGAAAAUCUCUGAGCAGCUUUUGUAGCUUUGUGUCGUUCAGCGUUUAAAGAUUAGUGCUUCUUUUUUUUUUAAUUUUAAAUAAAGUGCACAAGUAUAACAGCAAAAGCCUUCUCUGACCUGUCAGACAGCUGAGCGUGAGGCGCAGAGGGAGCCGACCUCCGAGUCUCUGUAACGGGGAUCAGCGCGGACAGCUCUCCGGUUCCGGUGGAGGUGUGCUUGAGGGGUGAAGGGGGGCGAAUCCGUUCCGUUUCUCAUGAAUCCGCCUCUCUCUCCGUUAUCCACUCGGUGAGGCACGCGCUUUAGAGACUCCUCGGACCCUUUUAGGAAAACAGCACCGAGGAUCAAUCACUGAGCCAUCACGGCGGCUCGGGAGAACAGGAAGCUGUUUACAGGAGCUCGGGUGCUAAUUAGGCUGAACACAAUCACCGCCACAACUCGGCCAGGAACUGGUUCUUGUGCGUCCAUGGAGCGCGCGGAGAAGCGAAGCGCCUCCGCCAUCGCCAUGUGCGCAUCUUGUACAGAGUUUUGAACAACAACAACGAAAAAAAUCUUUUCGCUUCCCAAAUCGACAGUUAGUUAUUUAUUCCUGACUCAACUUUUUUUGGUGGAGUACUGUAUUUCCCCCCGAUCAACGGACUUCACGGUAACAGUGAGUGGCGGAAAUAUUUUUUACGGUUUUUAAGCACCAUGUUUCAGCCCACACCGAAGAGAUGUUUCACUAUAGAGUCUCUGGUAGCGAAGGAUAAUAAUCCUCCUCCUCCUGUUCUACCGUCGUCCAGAUCCGAGGAGCCCACGCGACCCACGGCGGCGGCAGCGCUCAGCUACGCCGGUGCGAGCCACGUGAGCCCGUUUCUGAACGGCUUCACCGCCGGCGCGAGGGGCGUCUACUCCAGCGCGGACCUGGUAUUCGCCGAGGCCAUGUCGCACGCGCCCAGCUCGGCCGUGCCCGUUCACCCGGUCGUUCCCGCUCCCGCUCCUCAUCCGCCGCCGCCGCCGCCGCCGCACGCGCUCGCCGCUCACCACGCGCUUACUUCCUCGCACGGGCCGCACGCGCUCUUUGCCAGCCAGCAAAGGGACCCUGCAACUUUUUACCCGUGGUUAAUACACAGAUACAGAUACCUGGGGCACAGAUUUCAAGGAAACGAAACGAGUCCGGAGAGUUUCCUUUUGCACAACGCACUCGCCAGGAAGCCCAAACGGAUCCGCACGGCGUUUUCUCCGUCGCAACUGCUUCGGCUCGAGCACGCGUUUGAAAAAAACCACUACGUGGUGGGAGCAGAGCGGAAGCAGCUCGCACACAGCCUCAGCCUCACAGAAACUCAGGUCAAAGUUUGGUUUCAGAACAGAAGAACGAAAUUUAAGCGGCAGAAACUGGAGGAGGAAGGCUCGGACUCGCAGCAGAAAAAGAAAGGCACGCAUCACGUGAACCGGUGGCGGCUCGCGACAAAACAGGCGAGUCCCGAGGAAAUAGACGUCACGUCGGACGAUUAAAAAAAAAAAAGAAAGAAAGAAAGAAAGAAAAAAAAGAGAAACAACCCAAAUAAAUAAAAACACAAAUAAAUAAAAAGACUCGAGGUGUUUUUGAAGCCUGGAAAGCGCGACGUGGAGUGAAGUGGGACAUGGAUCAAGGACGCCGAGAGACAGAGAGAGAGAGAGAGAGAGAGAGCAAAGCCAAUUUCUCUUCUUCGGAUCUCGGCAGCUUGAGGGUGAGAAAAUCCUGCCGCUGUCACCACGAGGAAACUGUCAAUAGUGUUUUCCACGUUGCCAAGGCAACAUGAUUGACAGGUAGUGCGUGGCCACGCCCCCCGCCCCACCUCAACUCACUCAAAAAACAAACAAACAAACAAACAAACAAACAACUCCUAAUGCGCAUAGGACAUUUGCACUUCUGAGAAUAUUUUUUAUUC
This is a messenger RNA of Neoarius graeffei (lesser salmon catfish), 1966 nucleotides long. RefSeq names its product empty spiracles homeobox 2 (gene emx2). Gene Ontology annotation, biological process: neuron differentiation; central nervous system development; brain development. NCBI's taxonomy places the organism in Eukaryota, Metazoa, Chordata, Actinopteri, Siluriformes, Ariidae. The transcript is spliced from 3 exons. Gene Ontology annotation, molecular function: DNA binding; DNA-binding transcription factor activity, RNA polymerase II-specific. The coding region runs from base 747 to 1550 and encodes 267 amino acids. The record is from RefSeq and is a predicted model, not a curated record.